Messenger RNA from Rhizophagus irregularis DAOM 181602=DAOM 197198, 1302 nucleotides. RefSeq lists its product as uncharacterized. Gene Ontology annotation, molecular function: protein binding. The record is from RefSeq and is a predicted model, not a curated record. NCBI's taxonomy places the organism in Eukaryota, Fungi, Glomeromycota, Glomeromycetes, Glomerales, Glomeraceae.
AUGCAAUUAUCAAAAUUAAUUAUUUUAAUAGCACUAAGAGUUUUUAAUCAUAUUAUUUUAGCAAAUUGUGUAAUAAAUUUUGGAGGCGAUGGAUAUAAAAGUUUUUUAGCUGGUGAUAAAUUAUAUUAUUUCAGUGAUAUAAGUAAUUUUUUUCAUGUAGACUUAACAGGCGUAUCAUUAGAUACUAAUACCGUUAUUGAUCGAUCCAAGUGGAUUGACCUUACCGAUAUGAGACCUCAACCAAUCACAUCUAUUUCUCGUUACCCAUUAUUGAGUGGUAAAGAUAAUGAUAAAAUAAUUUUCUUUAGUAAUGUCGGUAAUUUCUACAUUAACAUAUUUGAUACUAAAUUAAAUAAAUGGGAAGUGAUGAAUCAAGAUCCCAAAUUCUUUUUAACCCGUAUACAAAUUCCUGAUUUUUGGAGUGUUUCUAAUGAAUGGAUUACAGAUAGAAAAACUGGCAAAUCUUAUACAUUUCAAUCAAUUUUAGACGGAGUAUCAAUAUUUGAUUCAAUUAAUUUGGAAUUAACACAAAGCGCUUCAAGUCCGAAAAAUCUUUUUGGUAAUUCCUUUAGUUCGUACAUCGACUUUGCACAGGUUAUAUUGCCAAAUGGUUUAGUUCUGUUUAUUGGUGGAAAAAUUGGUAAUAAAGCACAAUCGAUGGGUAACAUUAUCGCCUAUAACACCGUAACGGAUUCAUGGCAAAUACUGAAUACGGUAGGUGAAACGCCAGGAGGACGUAUCAAACAUACGGCUGUUCUAACUACGGAUGGACGUGUUAUUGUAUUUGGUGGAGUAUCAAAUUUAUUACCAGCUUCACCAGAUUUAUCAAUCUUGGACACCUCAAAAACACCAUAUGAGUGGUCAACACCAGUAGUAGAAAAUCCUAUUGAAUCUUUAGUUCUUGGUGAGCAUACAUCGAUCAUAGUUAAAAACUUUAUGAUUUCUGCAUUCGGUAAAAAUGCAUCAGAAUCAUCAGACUCAAUAACUGAAAUAUUUACAUCAUCUGAAAAUAAAAAUAUCUAUAAAUUGGAUAUAUCAGAUCCACUAAAGUAUAAAUGGUCAUUAUUUGCUAAAAAUGAUGACGAGACUCCUACACCAACAAAUUCUACUCCCAUUCAGACGAAUGCAUCUGACUCAUCAUUUGCAUUAAAGUUACGUUUGAUUAUUAUAAUCAUAGUUAUAGUAUUGGUCAUUAUAUCCAUAACAAUAUUUGGUUUUUACAAAAUAAAGCAAUAUAGAAGAAAAAAUACUAAUAAAUCAAAUAUAUCAAACAAUGAUGAAUUAGAAACAAGUUUAAAUUGA